CAAUAGCAUUGCAGUUGCAUCCCCAUCGGACAAGUUCGCGUGUUGUUCCGUUCGUUGUUUAGUCUUCGAAGUGCUGGUUGGUAGUGUGUAGUUAGGUCUCUAUAGAUUUGUGAGAUAUUUUGCUACUGAAACGUGAAGUAAAAAAAUGUAUGAUGAUGAAGAUCAGUAUGAAGAAGAUGAUGCUGAAGAGAUUUCCUCCGAAUUGUGGCAGGAAGCUUGUUGGAUUGUUAUCAAUGCCUAUUUUGAUGAGAAGGGUUUGGUGCGACAGCAAUUGGAUUCAUUUGAUGAGUUCAUACAGAUGUCAGUACAGCGUAUUGUUGAAGAUUCACCACAGAUUGACCUUCAGGCUGAAGCCCAACAUACAUCUGGAGAAAUUGAAAAUCCCCCUCGCUAUCUGCUGAAGUUUGAACAGAUUUAUCUGUCCAAGCCUACACAUUGGGAAAAGGAUGGUGCCCCAUCACCCAUGAUGCCAAAUGAGGCCCGUCUCCGCAACCUAACAUACUCAGCUCCACUGUAUGUUGAUAUCACAAAAACAAUUGUUAAAGAUGGAGAAGAUCCUAUUGAAACACAGCAUCAAAAGACAUUUAUAGGAAAGAUUCCUAUCAUGUUAAGGUCUACAUAUUGUCUGCUAAAUGGGCUUACAGAUCGCGAUCUUACGGAAUUGAAUGAGUGUCCACUUGAUCCUGGUGGAUAUUUCAUUAUUAAUGGUUCUGAGAAGGUAUUGAUUGCCCAGGAGAAGAUGGCAACUAAUACAGUGUAUGUGUUCAGCAUGAAAGAUGGAAAAUUUGCUUUCAAAGCUGAGAUACGCUCCUGCCUCGAGCAUUCCUCACGUCCGACUUCUACUCUUUGGGUUAACAUGUUGGCCAGGGGCGGCCAGAGCAUCAAGAAGUCAGCGAUUGGCCAGCGUAUCAUAGCCAUCUUACCAUAUAUCAAGCAAGAAAUUCCCAUAAUGAUUGUGUUCAGAGCUCUUGGCUUUGUGGCUGAUAGAGACAUCCUGGAGCACAUUAUCUAUGAUUUUGAUGAUCCAGAAAUGAUGGAAAUGGUGAAGCCAUCCUUGGAUGAAGCAUUUGUGAUUCAAGAACAGAAUGUGGCACUCAACUUUAUCGGUGCCAGAGGUGCUCGUCCUGGUGUUACAAAGGACAAACGUAUAAAAUAUGCUCGUGAAAUCUUACAAAAGGAAAUGUUGCCUCACGUGGGGGUAUCAGACUUCUGUGAGACCAAGAAAGCUUAUUUCUUAGGGUACAUGGUACACCGGCUACUGUUGGCUGCAUUGGGCCGUCGGGAGCUGGAUGAUCGCGAUCACUACGGAAAUAAACGGCUGGAUCUUGCUGGUCCCUUGCUUGCUUUCCUUUUCAGAGGUUUGUUUAAAAAUCUGAUGAAAGAGGUUCGUAUAUAUGCCCAGAAAUUUAUUGACCGUGGGAAAGAUUUCAACCUGGAACUGGCCAUCAAAACGAAGAUUAUAACCGACGGAUUACGAUACUCUCUGGCUACUGGUAACUGGGGAGAUCAGAAGAAAGCGCAUCAAGCCCGCGCCGGAGUGUCUCAGGUAUUAAAUCGCUUGACAUUUGCUUCAACAUUAUCUCAUCUCAGGCGAGUGAACUCACCAAUUGGUCGCGAUGGCAAACUGGCCAAACCUCGACAAUUGCACAACACACUGUGGGGCAUGAUCUGUCCAGCUGAGACACCAGAGGGUGCUGCUGUAGGGCUGGUGAAAAACUUGGCCCUCAUGGCUUACAUUUCUGUUGGAUCACAGCCAUCACCAAUCCUCGAGUUCUUGGAGGAAUGGAGUAUGGAAAACUUGGAAGAAAUAGCGCCUUCAGCAAUUGCUGAUGCCACUAAAAUCUUCGUUAAUGGCUGCUGGGUUGGUAUCCAUCGUGACCCAGAACAGUUGAUGGCAACUUUGCGUAAAUUACGAAGACAGAUGGACAUCAUUGUAAGUGAAGUGUCCAUGAUCCGAGACAUUCGUGAUCGUGAAAUUAGAAUUUAUACAGAUGCAGGGCGCAUAUGCAGGCCUCUGCUAAUUGUGGAAGGAGGAAACUUACUCCUGAAGAAGAAACAUAUCGAUAUGUUGAAGGAGAGAGAGUACAACAAUUAUGGGUGGCAAGUAUUGGUUGCCAGUGGGGUAGUGGAAUAUAUAGACACACUAGAAGAGGAAACUGUGAUGAUUGCGAUGUCGCCAGAUGACCUGAGGCAAGACAAGGAAUAUGCAUAUUGUACGACAUACACACACUGUGAAAUUCACCCAGCUAUGAUCUUGGGAGUGUGUGCCUCCAUCAUUCCUUUCCCAGAUCACAAUCAGAGCCCCAGGAACACUUAUCAGAGUGCUAUGGGGAAACAAGCCAUGGGUGUAUAUAUCACCAAUUUCCAUGUGAGAAUGGACACAUUGGCCCAUGUACUGUAUUACCCACACAAACCAUUGGUUACUACAAGAUCCAUGGAGUACCUGCGUUUCCGAGAGCUUCCAGCUGGCAUCAACUCCAUUGUGGCCAUUCUGUGCUACACAGGGUACAAUCAAGAAGACAGUGUCAUCAUGAACGCUUCAGCUGUUGAAAGAGGUUUCUUCAGAUCCGUUUUCUUCCGUGCAUAUAAGGAUGCAGAAUCAAAGCGGAUUGGUGACCAAGAGGAACAGUUUGAGAAACCUACUAGGAACACGUGCCAGGGCAUGAGAAAUGCUCUGUAUGAUAAGUUGGAUGAUGACGGAAUAAUCGCACCAGGUAUAAGGGUUUCAGGGGAUGAUGUUGUCAUUGGCAAGACCAUCACUCUUCCAGAUGCUGAAGAUGAGUUGGAAGGUACAACAAAACGAUUUACGAAACGAGACGCCAGCACAUUCCUCCGUAACAGUGAAACAGGAAUUGUGGACCAGGUGAUGCUGACACUUAACUCUGAGGGCUACAAGUUCUGCAAGAUUCGUGUUCGGUCAGUUCGAAUCCCUCAGAUUGGAGAUAAAUUUGCCUCCCGGCAUGGUCAGAAGGGUACCUGUGGUAUCCAGUACAGACAAGAGGAUAUGCCAUUUACAUGUGAAGGUUUAACUCCAGACAUAAUCAUUAAUCCUCAUGCCAUUCCUUCUCGUAUGACCAUUGGUCACUUGAUUGAAUGUCUGCAAGGGAAGGUGUCUUCAAACAAAGGAGAAAUUGGUGAUGCAACACCUUUCAAUGACGCUGUGAACGUGCAGAAGAUCUCAACACUUCUUCAGGAGUAUGGGUAUCAGUUGCGUGGCAAUGAAGUGAUGUAUAAUGGGCACACAGGCCGCAAGAUAAAUGCCCAGAUUUUCUUAGGGCCAACAUACUAUCAAAGACUGAAACACAUGGUGGAUGACAAGAUCCAUAGUCGAGCAAGAGGGCCUGUACAGAUAUUGGUGCGACAACCGAUGGAAGGAAGGGCAAGGGAUGGUGGUUUGCGUUUUGGCGAGAUGGAACGAGACUGCCAGAUCGCGCAUGGUGCUGCACAAUUCUUACGAGAGAGAUUGUUUGAGGUAUCUGACCCUUACAGAAUCCAUGUCUGCAACUUCUGUGGCCUGAUAGCUAUAGCUAACCUCCGCAAUAACACAUUUGAGUGUAAGGGCUGUAAGAACAAGACUCAGAUCUCCCAAGUGAGGUUACCAUAUGCUGCAAAAUUGCUGUUCCAGGAAUUAAUGGCAAUGAACAUUGCUCCUCGAUUGAUGGUCGUUUAAUAAAGCAAGUCUGAUCUUUUGUCUGUCAUACCCAGCCCUUCUUAAAUGUGAGAUGUGAAAAUGUGUUAUCGUAGUUAUUUGACUUCCUUCAUUAGAGCAGGACUUUCUGCAGAAGGAUUUUGUUAGUGACAUAUUUAUCUGAACAUAAGAUGAUCUGUUUUUAAGAUUGCAAUCAUCUGGGUUAUGAACCCACAUAGUUUCAUAGGUGGUUACUAGAGUUUGAGAGGAUCCUACUCUCUCCAUCCUCGAGGUAUCCUGAAGAUGGGGGCAGUUGAUAACCACUUACAGAACUUCAUGGCGUCAGAGCUUGAUCUUAUGUAGAUAAUUAUUCUUUUGAAGAUUCUUAAUUUGCAGAAAAAAGAAGAAAAUUACAUAAUUUUUCAUGAAACUUAUGACAACUGAUGAUGUAGAGACUGCUGUUGGCAGAUCCGCAUACCAGCAGUACCAUACUACCGGCAAGCAGCCAGUGCAGUGCUCUGUUGGCACACUGUGUUCCCAGAAUCUCACAAAGGAUCAGUACACUUCGGCUGUAUGGAGAGGUUAAUGAUGACAGUUUCAAUUGAACCUGUGCCAUUUUCAGUGCUAAUAUACUGCAGUAAACUCUAGAUCAAGACUUUUGGUGUAAUCACCAGUAGAGCCAACUCCUGCAACAUCAUGUGUAUCAGAUAUACUUCGGCAGGGAACACUGUCCAACAUGGCAUUUGUAUCACCAAUCAAUAAUUGUCAACAGAAUUUGAGAAUUAUAAGAAGAAAACAGUAAGUAUAUGGGGCUAACACCUCCGGAAUGCUGUAACAGAGCAGCAGAAUUCCCAUAUAAAAAUAUGACUGAUGUAAUUUUGCUCAUAUAUGUUGGUAGAGUUAUAUAAAAAGGUGAUUCUGUGUGAGAUAAUCUACAUUUAAUGAAGCAUGUGCACUACUAAGAUAUAUUCAGCCAUGAGAACUCUGGUUGUUUAUCAGUAAACUUUAUUUGCACAAUGUAAUACCAUAAUUAUGAAUUAUGAAUUAAGAAGAAAUAAAGUAUAUGCUUUUAGCCCA
This is a messenger RNA of Cryptotermes secundus, 4705 nucleotides long. RefSeq names its product DNA-directed RNA polymerase II subunit RPB2 (gene RpII140). The transcript has 21 exons. The coding region runs from base 146 to 3670 and encodes 1174 amino acids. Gene Ontology annotation, biological process: DNA-templated transcription. Lineage: Eukaryota; Metazoa; Arthropoda; Insecta; Blattodea; Kalotermitidae. Gene Ontology annotation, molecular function: ribonucleoside binding; DNA binding; DNA-directed RNA polymerase activity. The record is from RefSeq and is a predicted model, not a curated record. Gene Ontology annotation, cellular component: RNA polymerase II, core complex.